CCGGCAAAGAAUUCAUCGGAUCAUAAUCUCUCAGACAGAGUGGUGGCAAGCGUGGUCUGAUUCCACCCAUUUCUGAUCUUUUUGGUCUCUUUUGGUCUGUCUUUCUUCAAAUUCUCUUUGAUCCAAAGAUGCCGCGGGGAACCCUUGAAGUUCUUCUUGUUAGCGCCAAGGGCCUCGAAAACACUGAUCUCCUGUCUAAUAUGGAUCCUUACGCCAUCAUAACUUGCCGGACUCAGGAAAAGAAAAGUAGUGUCGCAUCAGGUCAAGGAUCCGAACCAGAAUGGAAUGAAACCUUUCUCUUUACCAUUUCUGAAGGUGUUACUGAACUCAAAAUCAAACUCAUGGACAGUGACAAUCUCACUAAUGACGAUUUUGUUGGCGAAUCAACAAUCCCCUUGGGUGCUGUUCUUGCUGAAGGAAGUGUUCCAAUAGCUUCAUACAAUGUUGUCAAGGACGACAAAUAUUGUGGAGAGAUUAGAAUUGGCCUUAACUUCAAGCGUGAGGCAGGAUCUGAUGAGGGAUAUUAUCGGCAGGAGGAGAGCUUUGGUGGAUGGAGCCAAUCUUCCAGAGACUACUAGUUAAUCUCUGUCUUGAUUCGAAAUCUGUUGUUUUAAACAUUUUGCUAAACUUGGUACUACCGUAGAAUGGGAAGUAUGUUGUUUCGGAUUCAUAUUUUCUUAUUUUCAAACAUAGGAUUUGACUUCAGCAAACAAAAUGUGAUAUUCGAUGAUGUUUGUUACUUUCUUGACAUGAUCAUAA
Coffea eugenioides is the source of this 759-nucleotide messenger RNA. RefSeq names its product elicitor-responsive protein 3-like. The transcript has 5 exons. Bases 129 to 578 code for a protein of 149 amino acids. The record is from RefSeq and is a predicted model, not a curated record. Lineage: Eukaryota; Viridiplantae; Streptophyta; Magnoliopsida; Gentianales; Rubiaceae.